UGCUGGUGGAUUCAGUCAUGGAGGAGGCGGUCUGUCCAAAACACAGACACCCCGCCCCUGCGCUCCUCCCAUUGGUGGAGCAGGCUGCCAGAGCCGGAGAGUCCUAAUCGGUGGGAGGGGGCGUCCGGUGAUUGGUUGCCGGGAUUGGUGUGUGCUUGCUGGGUUAGCUUGUCCGUUUGAAAGUGCUGGAGGACUGGAUCAUUUCCAUGGACCAUCUGUCUCUGCCCACACAACAAAGAAGGACCCAGGAUGGUGUUAGUUCAUGUUGGAUAUCUGGUUCUCCCCGUCUUCGGCUCAGUUAGAAAUAGAGUAUCGAGGCUGGCUCUACAUUCCGCAUUUCUCAGACCUUUGUCCCCCUCCAUUGUGUAGCUAACGAUCAUCUGCUGCUGUCUGCCGUAGCCUCUGCCUGUUCUCUGCAUCUAGCUGUAUUGUGAACCCCUUCUUCCUCAUUUCCUCUUUCCAUCUGAAGACGACAUUUGGCAUUAAAACCGAGUUCCCACUCAUACCGUAUCCUUCUGUGUAACAGACUAAAGAAUAACACCUUCUGUAGGAAACAGUUUGUCUUUAUUUAAACCUGUCAUGUUGCUCUCCAGUGAAUAACCCAUUGUAGCAUUAGCCUUUACUACAACAAACUGUCAUUGUGAUUCUCCCAUUCAGUGUGGAUAGACUACAUUCUGCUGUAAAUUUCUGUAAAGUGGAUACAUUUUGAUCCUCCCCCCGAUUCGAUUACAGCCAGGCUUGAUCGAAAUCCCCCUAGGUGCAUAGUACCAGCUUUUGUAAUCUUUAAAGCACCUUGACAAAUAAUCCCGUUAUCCUAACAAUCACCAAUUGGCCGAAACCUGCUGUGGUAAAAAUCACAGCAGUUUGUGUGAUGUUAUUCUCACCUUUUUUAUGCGGUCCACUGCACCUGGUCUAGUGGUCAUAAACCUCCCCAUGUGUGAAAGCCUUUGUUCCUGCUUGGUUAAUGGAUUUCAGCCACAAUAAUCUUGGCGAGACUAACUCACCUUGCCAUUAAAAAACAAAAAAAAAGACAACCCCCCCCCCCACCCACUAUCACUCACAGUCUCCCCUCCAGAAUGCUAUCCAUUUUACAGGGAUGUGUAUAUCCUGCACUGCUGUAGAACUCCUUUUAGAAUGAAAAUGUCUUUUUAUUCUUUGGUUGUGGUUUUUUCUACCUUAUGUUCUUGUAUUAGAUCCUAAUGCAUGUUCAUUUCUUUAUACUUUUUGUUUUUCCACAUUGAACAGCAGAUUCCAAUGUAAACUUUGUGUAGAGAUGUCCCUGCUAUACUGAAAUGUGCUGUAAGCAUACACAUCUACUCAUUGGAUGCUGCUUCUGUUCUGUUAACCCUACAGAGAGCAUGGUCGGGCCUUGCCUUUGGUCUUUAUUUGCAUGAUAUUAUUCUUAUGGUUAUAAAGGAAAUAUUACUCUUAUCAUUACUAUUAUCACACAGUGCCACACUUACUAAUAUUUUCCAAUAAAGACUGUAGUUUUCUUUCUAACCUUCAGUGUGCUUUUUGCUGAUUUCCAUGUGUGCCUCCUUCCCUCCCCCCCCCUCCACACUGUGCUGUCACUGAGACGGUCCCUCACUCUCUAUGUGCUCUCAUUUCGAGUUUCUUCAACUUACUGCUCUGGUUGGCAACCAAAUUUUCUACCCUCCAUUCUCCAAACAAAACGCAACCAAAACCAAACGCAUGUUGUUACUGAAACACACCGGCUUUGAUAUGUAAUGUUACACGCUGUCAUUCCCUCCUAAUCCAUACACUCUUUAUAAACGAGACACAGCCUCCCUCACAUCCUCUCAUUGGUGUUCACUGGUGAUCAGAUAACAUUGGAACUACUGAUAUGGAUCAAAUCAUCUUCCUGGGAGCUCACUUCACCCGGCAUCAGCACAGCCAUGCUACCUCCUGCCGACACUUUCACCUGGGCGCUCCUCAGGCCCCCCUCUCAGCAGAGUUUCCUCUGGGACCCCAGCCCCCUCAGAGCGGCCUGGCCCCCCACCUGCCCCCGGCCCAGCACCACCCGGCACCCCUCACGGCCCUCCCUGCACCCCCGCAGUUCCAGGAUGUGCCGGGCCCUCCAUUCCUACCUCAGGCUUUACACCAGCAAUACCUCAUCCAGCAGCAGCUCCUGGAGGCGCAGCACCGCAGGAUCCUCCCACACUCCAGAAGAACCCAGGAGCGUCUCCCCCUGAACCCCCACAGACUGCGCUCAGGCUACGAGUUCUCCCCCCUCCACGUCCCCCAGCCAAUCACGCAGCAGCAGCAGCAGCAGCAGCAGCAGCGGUACCUGGCCGAGGGCACCGACUGGGAUCUCAGCGUUGACGCCGCUAUCCCCCCCCCUCAGUACCAGCUCCAGCAGCUGCCGCAACACUAUCAGCAUUACCUGGCCUCCCCCCGGAUGCACCACUUUCCAAGGAACACUUCCUCUGCACAAGUGGUUGUGCAUGAAAUCAGAAACUACCCGUACCCCCAGCUGCACCUGCUGGCUCUGCAGAGUCUCAAUCCUUCCAGGCACGCCACCGCGGUGCGAGAAAGUUACGAGGAGCUGUUGCAGUUGGAGGACCGGCUGGGCAGUGUGAAUAGAGGAGCCGUUCAGACCACCAUUGAGAGGUUCACCUUCCCUCACAAAUACAAGAAGAGGAAGCCCCAGCACCUGAAGAUUGGAGAGGAGGAGGAGACAGAUGUGGACGAGAAAUGCACCAUCUGUCUGUCCAUGCUGGAGGACUCGGAGGACGUCAGGAGAUUACCCUGCAUGCACCUCUUCCACCAGGGCUGUGUGGACCAAUGGCUGGCCACCAGCAGGAAGUGUCCCAUCUGUCGGGUGGACAUCGAAACACAGCUGAACCCUGACAGCUGAUGAGAUUUAACUCCCCCCCCUCACCCUCCUCUCUUUGUCAAUCACCCUGGUGUGGUUCCUGCUUUCUUCCACCUCGGCUUGCCGGCCCUCCCCCUUCCUCCUUUCACUCUCCCACCCCUCUGUUGGGUGCUUUGCCAAAUGUCUCCAGACCCUUCUGACUCACGCUUCACUGAGCCAAGCCAGGAUCACUAACUGCACGACAGGCCGCGAAGGACACUCUCUAUAUAGAAGCACAUCCCUCUGGAGGCAACACACACACACACACACACACACACACACACACACACACACACACACACACACACACACACACACACACACACACGUACACAGGGUUUACUUGUAGCUUGCUGGUUGUCAGUGGGGUGUUGUUGCUGUUGUGGUGUCGUACUGUAGGUAGCCGCCGGGCUGUGUAGCAUGUCCUAAAGCCAUGACUAACUUAAUGUCCUGCGAGUGGAAACACACAACCCCUCAGAGCUGGCUACUCUCUCUCUCUCUCCUGUCUCUCUUUCUAUAUAUAUAUUAUAUAAACAUAUAUAUUUCUCUCUUUUCAAACACAAUCAAAGUGAAUAUUCUGCCACACAAAGCUUAACAGAUGCUCUGAUGAUGCCAUGUUUACCUGAAGAUCAUGUGUGGUCGUAGUAGAGUAGCAGUAAGCAGUGUCGUGGGGGGGGGGGGGGCAGCGAGCAGCAGCUAGUUUUUAAUCCUAUCAUGCAGCUUUGACAUUUUGCAAUACAGAUGUACAUUUACCUUGGGUUGGUGUCGUGAGAGUAGGACUCUUUCACUGAAACCGAGCCGGGUGAUCGAGUCGUCGUGUUUUAAAAAAAGACAAAACUAAAAAAAGGUAGAAAGUGUUUUUACCAAAAUGCAUUUUGUCGGUGUAGCUUGAGCCUGAGAUUUAAUUGUGUGUGUGUGCCCUAAAGAGUGUGUCUGCGUGGAUGUUUAACGUGUGUGUGUUUAAGGGUUCGAGGCUCGCUGUUGGUUAACAGCAGUGCUUAUACAACACAAAGCCAAAAAAAAAGGGAUGAAAAAAAGGAGAGGAGGAGGAGGAAGCUGCUCUUGAAUCUCCAGUCAGUGGCAGAUUCUAAAAAAGCAUGCCUCAUCGUGGAUUCAGGCUUCGGUAGCGCUUCUGUGGUUGAAACCGGUACAGGGACGGUUGUGCAUGACGGUAAUCUGAGCUGUGACUAUCUUCUCAACACUAACCAGGAGUCAGCGGCGUCUCCCCUGACGUGUAGCGCGUGUUCAUCCUCCGGAGGCGUCCACGGGAUCCUCUGUUUAAUGUUUACCUUAUUGCCUAAAGAACAAGCACACGUGACAAUAGUUAUUAUAGCAACAACAAGGGUUUUGUUUUCCUCGGUCUUGCAUCCGGUUUAUAUUUAGGAUAUAGAUUCAUGCAGUGUUUUUUCGGCGGAGGAGAGAGGAGCUUGCGUAUUGAUCGUGUGUAUUUGUGUGACAGACCUCCCCUCGUGGUUGCUAUGCUGGUUGCUAUGCUGUAUUGCUAGAACAUGUAGAACGUGGUGCGACGGAGGCAGCCCCCCCCCCCUCCCCUCGCAGUGCACACACACACACACACACACACACACAGACAGCAGGAACAAAAACUCAAAUGACCCUCACUGUCCUUCACUGUGUUGUGAAGUAAAACACAGGCUGCGUUCCAAACCACUCAUCCUGCAUUACGUCUGCAGGCAGCAUGCAUCACGCUCAGACCACUACUGCUGCGUCCUUGCAUGACCCCUCAACCCUCUUGCAUAUGUAUCUGCUGCAAAGGAUUGUGGGUCAGAAAAGCCAGGAGAGCACGCUGCAAAAAUGCAACCAUGCAAAAGGACAUCCUGGUGUUUUUGCAGUGGUGGAAAGUACAUUUACUCGAGUACCAUACUUAAGUGUUUACCAUUUUACUUUUACUCCACUACAUCUUUUUAAUGCACUACUUGUAUUCCACACUCACAGGUAUUUCUAGAAAUACAAACACAUACUAUGCUUUAAUGAUAUUAUGCAGUACUGUACUACUACACAGUAUUUUACAGUAUGAAAGGAUGUCUUCAUUUCUGGGUCCAUUACAUGUAUUCCUAUGAAUGUUUAAGUACCUCUACUUAACGAGGACUUUUGCUUGUAAUGGAGUCAUUUAAGACCAACGCAUUCAUUAUUUUACCUGAAUAAGUACUUCUUCCACCACUGCAUUUGACAGCACGUGUUGGGACAUACUUAGAAAAGGAUGUGGUAGUUUUGGAACGCAGGGACAGUGUCUCUAGCCUCGUUAAGGCUAACCUAAUAACCUCGUUAGGGAUCAAUUAACCCCGUGUUGUGCACUGCGACGCUGCCUCCUGUAGUGGAGUCAUCUGUGAUGAAGUUUUCAUAGUUUACACAGGGUGUUGUCAGUUGAGAUGCCUUAAGUAUUUAACAAUCAUAAUUUAUUACUAACUGUAGAUAUUGUGGGUAUGUAUUUAAUUUUAUAUAGUUUUUUGGGGGAGAAGAUGGGUGGGUGUGGGGUGACUGAAUCAUAAUUUAUUUAUUUAGAAAUAACACAAAAAUGCUAUGAAAAAAAACUAUUACCUCAUUUUGCAUUGUUUUAAAUGGGAAUGCUUUGCAUGCAGUUGUACUUUUCGGGACACUAAAAAAAAAGAAGCAGUUUGACCUCCACAAGCUGGCUGUGCGAUGUUUACUGUCUGAGCUCCUGAGCCUCCCACCUGUCUCUCUCUCUCUGUCUCCCCCCCUCCCCCCUCUCUCAUGUGGUGCUGUGGAUCUUGGUUACAUUCCAUUCAAUGCAAUUUCUCUGAUCCCCCAUGCUGUGAUGUAGUGGACAAACUGCAAUGAAGUGAUUCUUUUUUUUGCACUCGUUUUAAAUAUGGGAACCCUCUCACUGGCAACAAAAAACCCAGAUAAUUUAAUAUUAUCACUAAGAAAACGUUGGCUUUGAUUUUUACGCUCUGCUUCUCACAAUGCACUAUGGGUCUUAAUAACGAUCAUCUGUGAAGCAUGUUCCUUCUUUUUGAGUUUGUAGACAUAACAAGUGCCUCGCUUUAACGUGUUUCCAUGCCACUGAAACCAUCAAUCAAUCCGUGAAGCCACCAUGCCUUACUGGUUGUGGUGAAGGAGCAACAUUAGACAGUUUCAAGCCAUUUUUCCUCAAAAUUACUGUCCGAACUAGCUGCUGGUUAUUAGAAGAGGAGCGUUAUUUAUUGGAGGCAUGUUUCACUGUGGGCUUUACAUCGACUUCCUAUUUUUAUUUUACCGUCCAUCUCUCUCUCUCUCUCUCAGACUCUAUCCUCCGGGCAAGGAUUUAAAAGCACAACCUUUUUCUAUAAAUGCAUGUUUUCUCAGGUCUCAAUAUAGUCUCAAUGGUUUAAUAGUGAAAAUAUAUACAAAGAAUAUAACAGGAACAAAAACAAAAGAGAGGAUAUCCCAAAAAGUGCCAGUGAAAGGGCUGCCGCCAUCCUGUAUGAACUCUGCUGUUUAGCUGUGACUGCGCAAUGUUUUUCAAUAUAGGAUAUUUUAUCUGAAUAUAGAACUAUUUAUCAUUAAUAUUAAAGCAAUAGCGCAUUAAUGGAGACGAGUGUGUUGAAGAAGUGGAUGAGCAUAUUAUGCGUACAUGUUGGAUUCACAUGUGGUGGAAUUUUGUACUUUAUUUAUUAUUAAUACUAAUAAUAAUGAUUUCAAGAGUCGCAUUGCUAAACCCAAACCGUUCUGUUUUUUAAUUUGAAUUUGAUUUCAUGGCUUGUAUAUUAUCCUUUUGUAUGUGCUCUUUUUGUAAUAAAUUGGAUAAAAUUGA
Molecule: messenger RNA, 6626 nt
Organism: Eleginops maclovinus (Patagonian blennie)
Lineage: Eukaryota; Metazoa; Chordata; Actinopteri; Perciformes; Eleginopidae
Gene: ark2ca
Product: arkadia (RNF111) C-terminal like ring finger ubiquitin ligase 2Ca
Exons: 9
Coding region: 1844-2857 (337 amino acids)
Cellular component (GO): nucleus
Molecular function (GO): ubiquitin protein ligase activity; zinc ion binding
Source: RefSeq, a predicted model, not a curated record